Messenger RNA from Microcebus murinus (gray mouse lemur), 4889 nucleotides. The record is from RefSeq and is a predicted model, not a curated record. NCBI's taxonomy places the organism in Eukaryota, Metazoa, Chordata, Mammalia, Primates, Cheirogaleidae.
UGGGCCAAAGACGGGCUCCUCCUGGGCCCCGACCCUCGGAUCCCGGGCUUCCCCAGGUACCGCUUGGAAGGGGACCCUACUAGAGGUAAGUGACCAGAGCCUGAGACCCUGAGCCACCAGCAGAGGCCGUGGCCCUGACCUCGGGCCCCACCCCCUGCAGGUGAAUUCCACCUGCACAUCGAAGCGUGUGACCUCAGCGAUGACGCAGAGUAUGAGUGCCAGUCCCCCCCAAGGUGCUUCAGCUGACCCCCGAGGCAGGGAGCACAGUCACCUGGGUAGCUGGGCAAGAGUACGAGGUCACUUGUGUGUCCGGAGAUGCAAAGCCAGCGCCCGAUAUCACCUUCCUCCAGAGUGAGUGUGGGGGGAUUGGUGACACUGGUGUGGGACCUGGGAGGGCACAUCCCUGGGGAGGCCACCGGAGACAGCAGGGCUGCUGGCUGGGACUCAAGGACGAGGCUGGGCUCAGACAGAAACACGGGCUGCGGCAGCGGCGCAGAAACGAGAAGCUGGGGUGACAGGUGCAUGAUGCCACCAAGCCAGGAGGCGAGGAGACGACCAGCCCUGAGGACUCCAGCAUCCAGGGAGUCCUCAGUGUGGGGGGGGACGGAGCUGGUGCCCAGGAGGGACGGGGCGUCAUGCCUACCCUGAGGACCUCCAGGCCAUGCUCCCCGGAAUCCACCCUGGGGGGACCUUGGCAUCCCUCCAGCCCUCUUGUUGCCCCAAGGUGGACAGACAAUAUCUGACAUCUCUGCCACCGUGAACGAGGGGUCCCAGGAGAAACUCUGCACCACAGAGGCCACAGCCAGGUUUGGAAGUUGGGGUGCCCCUCCCCACCCUGAUCCCCAAAUUUCCCCACGAGAGCCUCAUAUCACAGGGAUUCAAGCAUGGAAACUUGGGUCAGGUAUAACUAUUUGAGACCCAAUUCUUCACUGGGACCCUCAAAACUUCUUCAUGGGACUCCAGUUCCAGGGUACUGAGCACAAAGAUUUUGGCCAGGUGUGGGCCUCUGGGGGCCCCAAUUUUCACUACUGCCCCCCUCAAAUCUCUCCCAUCAAACUCCAGAGCCCAGAGGAAAUCAGCAUGGGGACUUACACCAGGCGUGGGGACCUGGGAUCCCUGACUCCCCAAAUUUCAGAUGAUGACUCUGACCCUAGAAUCCCAACUUCCCACCCCAGGGUGACACCCCAGGGCUCGGAUAAUGGGCAGUUGCUGGUCUGUGAGGGAUCCAGCCCGGCUUUGGACACCCCCAUCCAGGUCUCAGUCACCAUGAAUGUUCUGUUCCCCCCAGGACCCCCUGUCAUCGAGUGGCCAGGCCUGGAGGAGGGCCACGUGCGGGCAGGACAGAGCUUGGAGCUGCCGUGCGUGGCCCGAGGCGGGAAUCCCUUAGCCACGCUGCAGUGGCUGAAGGUGAGGGCAGAGGAAAGCAUGGGGGUUCGGAGGGUGGGGGCAGGAGCUGGCCCUGAGCUGGCCCAAGCCUGUGUCUGCCUCCAGAAUGGCCAGCCUGUGUCCACGGCGUGGGGCACAGAACAUACCCAGGCGGUGGCCCGCAGCGUGCUGGUGAUGAUCGUGAGGCCGGAAGACCACGGGGCGCGGCUCAGCUGCGAGGCCCAGAACAGCGUGUCUACAGGGACCCAGGAACGCAGCGUCACGCUGCAGGUCACCUUCCCCCCCAGCGCCAUCACCAUCCUGGGCUCUGCAUCCCAGUCUGAGAACAAGAAUGUGACGCUCUCCUGUGUCACCAAGUCCAGUCGCCCACGGGUCCUGCUGCGAUGGUGGCUGGGCUGGCGGCAGCUGCUGCCCACGGAGGAGACAGUCACAGACGGCCUGCAUGGCGGCCACGUCACCAUGUCCAACCUGACGUUCCUGGCACGGCGGGAGGACAACGGUCUGACCCUCACCUGUGAGGCCUUCAGCGAGGCCUUCACCAAGGAGACCUUCAAGAAGUCGCUCACCCUGAACGUGAAAUAUCCUGCCCAGAAGCUAUGGAUCGAGGGACCCCCAGAGGGGCAGAGCCACCGGGCUGGGACCCGGGUGAGGCUGAUGUGUUUGGCCAUCGGAGGCAACCCAGAGCCCUCCCUCACCUGGUACAAGGACUCGCGCACCGUGACCGAGCCGCGGCUGCCCCAGGAGUCCCGGCUGCCGCAGGAGCCGCGGCGCGUGCAGCUGGGAAGUCUGGAGAAGUCCGGGAGCACCUUCUCCCGCGAGCUCGUGCUGCUCACAGGCCCGUCGGACAACCAGGCCAAGUUCACGUGCAAGGCGGGCCAGCUCAGCGCCUCCACGACGCUCGUGGUGCAGUUUCCCCCGACUAACUUGACGAUCCUGGCGAACGCGUCGGCGCUGCGCCCUGGGGACGCUUUAAACUUGACCUGCGUCAGCAUCAGCAGCAACCCGGCGGUCAACUUGUCCUGGGACCAGGAAGGGGAGAGGCUGGAGGGCGUCCCCGCACCGCCCAGAAGCGCCCCGUUCAAAGGCUCCGCCGCGGCCAAGAGCGUCCUUUUACAAGUGUCAUCCCGAGACCACGGCCACCGCGUGACCUGCAGCGCCCACAGCCCCGAGCUCGGCGAGACCGUGAGCUCCUUCUACCGCCUCAACGUGCUGUACCCUCCGGAGUUCCUGGGGGAGCAGGUGCUGGUGGUGACCGCGGUGGAGCAGGGCGAGGCGCUGCUGCCGGUGUCCGUGUCCGCUAACCCCGCCCCCGAGGCCUUCAACUGGACCUUCCGCGGCUACCGCCUCAGUCCAGCGGGCGGCCCCCGGCAUCGCAUCCAGGCUGGCGGGGCUCUGCAGCUGUGGAACGUGACCCGCGCCGACGACGGCCUCUACCAGCUGCACUGCCAGAACUCCGAGGGCACCGCCGAGGCGCUCGUGCGCCUGGACGUGCACUAUGCUCCCACCAUCCGCGCCCUCCAGGACCCCACUGAGGUGGACGUUGGGGGCUCUGUGGACAUAGUGUGCACCGUUGAUGCCAACCCCAUCCUCCCGGAGAUGUUCAGUUGGGAGAGGCUGGGGGAAGAGGAGGAGGACCAGAGCCUGGACGGCAUGGAGAAGGUGUCAAAGGGAGCCACCGGGCGCCUGCGGAUCCCCCGAGCUGAACUGGCCCAGGCUGGCGCUUACCAGUGCAUCGCGGACAACGGGGUGGCACCUCCGGCCCGAGGGCUGGUCCGUCUUGUUGUCCGAUUCGCCCCCCAGGUGGAGCAUCCCACUCCUCUAACUAAAGUGGCCGCCGCGGGAGACAGCACCAGUUCCGCCACCCUCCAUUGCCGCGCCCGAGGUGUCCCCAACGUUGUCUUCACUUGGACCAAAAAUGGGGUCCCUCUGGAUCUCCAGGAUCCCCGGUACACGGAGCACACAUACCACCAGGGCGGGGUCCACAGCAGCCUCCUGACCAUCGCCAACGUGUCUGCCGCCCAGGAUUACGCCCUCUUCACCUGCACAGCCGCCAACGCCCUCGGCUCGGACCACACCAACAUUCAGCUCGUCAGCAUCAGCCGCCCUGACCCUCCGUCGGGACUGAAGGUUGUGAGCCUGACCCCAGACUCGGUGGGGCUGGAGUGGAAGCCUGGCUUUGACGGGGGCUUGCCACAGAGGUUCCACAUCAGGUAUGAGGCCCUGGGGACUCCAGGGUUCCACUACGUGGAUGUCUUACCGCCCCAGGCCACCACCUUCACGCUGACUGGGCUGCAGCCUGCUACACGCUAUAGGGUCUGGCUGCUGGCCAGCAAUGCCCUGGGGGACAGUGGACUGGCCGACAAGGGGACCCAGCUCCCCGUCACUACCCCAGGCCUGGACCAGACUUCUGGAGAAUCUGAUGACCAGGUGCCCACAGAGCAGACACCUGCAGGACCCUUGGGGCUGCCCCUGCUGCCCGUGCUGGUCGCCGUCGGGGGGCUUCUGCUGCUGUCCAAUGCCUCCUGUCUCGGGGGAUUCCUCUGGCAGCAGAGACUGAAGCGUCUCGCCAAGGACAUCUCAGAGAAGACGGACGCAGGGUCGGAGGAGGACCGCGUUGGGAACGAGUAUGCGGACAGCCAGUGGACUGGGGACCGGGAAACCGGAAGCUCCACCGUGAGCACCUCGGAUGCGGAGCCGUAUUAUCACUCCAUGAGGGACUUCGUCCCCCGGCUGCCCCCCAUGCCGGAGGAGGGCUUCGCGGGGUUUGAAGAGGAGCCCGUGGUCUCUCCUGGGCACCUGUACGAUGAGGUGGAAAGAGCUUACGCCCCGCCCGGGGCCUGGGGACCCCUCUACGACGAAGUGCACACGGGCCCCCGCGACCGCCGCUGGCCGGAGGGGAAGUACGAGGAUCCGAGAGGAAUCUACGAUCAGGUGGCAGGAGACCUGGACACUAUGGAACCUGAUUCUCUACCCUUUGAGCUGAGGGGACAUCUGGUGUGAGAUCCGGCUCAACACCCUUUUCCUGCACCCACGGGACAUAAUACUCCAAUGGUCCUUCGCAUGCCAGCCUGGGCUGAGCUUGCUAAGUGAGCUUCAUAAGACGCAAAGGGACUAGGCUUUUUCAGGAGAGGACACAGAUGUGUGUGAGUGACAGAGGAUGAUUCAGGUUGGCAUCAACAUAUACACAAGGCUCUUCCUGGGGGUUGGCUUUAGAAACGAACCUUCUCCAAAGAGACAGAGUGAAUUGUAAAUGACAUCUCAAAAAAUGAAAAGCUACUCUGAGGGUCUUUCUGCUUUUGGAAAUUUUUUUAGAAGUGGGAAAAGACAUAUUAAGAACUCCAUUAUUUUCCAUUCAAUUACAUCUGAAACAGCUAAUAACAAGUGGAAUUUAUGAACCUUUGCUAUGUCCUAUCUAUUCUUGUUUUAUGAUUUAUAGUUACCUAAAAUAGAAUGUGUCAACUAUGAUACACAUGUAAACAUAAAUAGACUCUAUAUGAAAUCCA